AUGGAAAACAACGAAAAUGAUCUGCUGUUGCCGGCAGAAAAUGUAAAGGAAUAUUCUAACUUUUCAAGUUUUGCACGGGUAGUUUGGAAAUGCACUUCGAAAUUGGAAAAAUUAUUAUUUUUGUUAGGAACGAUUUCCGCAGUGUGUACAGGAUUAUGUCAGCCAUUUUUGAGUUAUACGUUUGGAGAAGUGUCUCAUGUUUUUGUAAGAAUCACCUCAGCCGUGAAUAAUAGAACGUUAGGUAAGGUUUCAAAUGGGAUUUCUUUAAAUAUACACAUUUUAAGAUCCAUCCGAAUGAACCAAGUUGUUCUUUAUUUUGCACUGGUUGGAUGUGCAUUUGCAAUGUUCGGAUUUUUUCAGGUGAAAAUAAUAAUGAUUCUUGCAGAUAAUUUCUCCCUAUUCAAAUACGUUGGAGAUAAUACUACAUAUCGGGUUCGAAGGAAAUACAUAUCAAGACUACUUCAAAAAGACGCGCAAUAUUUUGACACGGUGUCUACUGGAUAUUUAUCAACAGUUUUGAAUGAUGUUUUAUUUAAAAUGUGUAUAAUAAACGUUUUUUGUGGACGAAAAUUAAACAGAUUCUUUGAGAAUCCAGUUAUUCCGUUCAAAAAAUUUUUAAUUUUUGAAGAACGUUUUAUAAAACUUAUCACAAUCCCUCACUUUUUUAUUUUCAGUAAUUUGGAACGAUUCCGAGAGGCAUUCAAUGAAAAAAUCGCAUUUAUCAUUUGCUUUUCUACUGAUUUUGUGAUUGGCACCACUCUCGCGUUCUACACGGACUGGAAAUUGGCUUCCUAUGGAAGUAUAUUCGCACUCGGUAUUGCAUUUUCUGGAUUCAUCAAUUCUGCAAGUAUGAUGGGUUCUACUGUCAAACAAAAUACACAUUAUGCGAAUGCAGGAGCAAUUGCUUUCCAAGCUUUAAGCUCUUUCAAAACAGUUAUAUCUCUAAACGGUCAAGCGCAAGAAUUAGAAAGGUAUUCAAAAGAAUUAAAAGCAGGAGAAAAAUAUGGAGCACGACGAGCAUUUUUUCUGGCCACUUCUCGAAGUGUCACUCAUUUCUUUUGCAAUGCAUUGAAUGGAAUUAUUUUGUACGUCGGAGCUGAUUUGAUAUACAACAAAACAAUGGAUCAAGCUGUUAUUGUGACGGUUAGUUUUUUUUUUCAUGAUUUUUUAUUUUCCCAUUUAGAAAUGUUAUUGCAGUUGUUCCAUUACAUGCUGUUCAGUGCAUUCAGUUUGGGCGAGGCAUUUCCUCAUAUUUCCUAUCUAUCCAAUGCAAUUUCCUCAGCUUCUCCUAUAUUUGCAGUACUAAUUUCUAAAGAUGAUAUAAUUGAAAACCAUCAAAAUGAUACAGAACGUGAUUCCGAACGAAUUGAAGGAGAUAUUCAAUUCGAUAAUGUCAAAUUUUCUUAUCCAACUCGUCCAGAAGCUCAGGCAUUAAAAGGAGUCACGUUUAAUGUCAAAAAAGGAGAAUGUGUGGCUCUAGUGGGUGCAAGUGGAAGUGGAAAGAGCACUAUUGUACAGCUACUUCUCCAUUACUACAAUAUCGAAUCUGGAAAUAUUUUAAUUGAUGAUGUAGACUUAAACAAAAUCAACUUAAAGAAACUGCGUGGGAAUAUUGGAGUCGUUUCUCAGGAACCUGUACUUUUCAACACAACAAUCGAAGAAAAUAUUCGGUUUGGUAAUCCUGCAGCUUCUACUUUGGAAAUCUACGAUUCUCUACGAGUUGCAAAUGCUUAUGAUUUUGUGAACUCCUUCCCAAAAGGUAUCAAAACUGUCGUUGGUGAGAGAGGUACUCAACUUUCUGGCGGUCAAAAACAACGAAUUGCAAUUGCUCGUGUUUUGGUGAAAAACCCGAAAAUCCUUCUUUUGGAUGAAGCGACAAGUGCAUUAGAUAAUCAGAGUGAGCAUGUUGUUCGAAUUGCCAUGAAAGAGGCAUCCAAAGGCCGUACAACCAUCGUAAUUGCUCACCGGCUAUCCACAAUUCAGCACUGUGAUAGAAUAAUUGUGAUGUCUCAUGGAAAGGUUAACUGGUUUGUACAUCCAGAUAAAAUUGAAGCGAGAUUUUUACAGACUGUGGCAUCUGGAACUCAUGACAAGUUGAUGGAGAACUCCAUUGUUUACAAAGACUUGGUCCAAGCACAAUCCUUGAACUCGGAAGAUUCGGUAGUUGAAAAAAGCAUCAAAACGAUUGCCACCAGUGAAACAAAGCAUCCGACUAAUGAAGAAUUAGAAGAAGAACUCAAAGAUACACCGGAGGAAGAAACCAUGAGUUCGACGAUAUGGCAGAUUCUCAGAGAAUGCCGUUCGCAUUGCUGCAUGUUGUUUCUAGCUGUUGUUGGUAGUGCCAUUCAAGGAUUCAGUUUUCCCAUUCUGGCUCAGUUGAUAGUGAGAGUGUACAAGGCUUACGCAAUGCAAGGAGAGGCUAUCCUGGUCAACGGUCAUUUUUGGGCAUCCAUGUUUCUCGUUCUCGGCCUGUACCGCCCAAUCACCUUAUACUGCCAGUAUUUCUUCUUUGGAAAAAUCGGAGAAAAAUUAUCAACUCGUCUCCGAAUCAAAUCCUUUCAACACUUGUUGUCAUUACCAUGCGCAUUCUAUGAUGAUCCUAAAAAUUCACCAACAAGACUGGCCAACCGAUUGAAUACUGAUGCUUCAAAUGUGAAAGCAGCAGUAGAUGCAAGACUCGGAAGUGUCCUAAUGACUUUGGUGUCAUUCAUUGUAGCGAUCACUAUUGCAUGCUACUACUCAUGGAAGCUCACUAUUCAGGUCCUUCUAUUUUUCCCGGUGCUAUAUCUUUCCAAAUAUUGUUACGAAAAAACUACAGUAUUGUCGAUCAAGCAGGAUUCCCUAGCAUUCGAGUUUAGUAAUAAGAUAGCUAUUGAAGUGCUUGACAAUAUCAAAACUGUGCGGUCCCUAAACAUGGAGCAAAAAGUGAUGAGUAUGGUCACAGGGCAGUUGGAAAUGUUGAAGAGGAAAUAUCACAAGAGGGCGUUUUUUUUGGGUCUUGCAAGUGGCUUCUCCGCGGGAUGCUCUCAAAUUGUCUACGCCCUAUCUUUCAAAUUUGGCACCUAUUUAAUUCUUCAACGCGAAGUUCUUCCGAUGGAUAUGUAUCUGGCAUUGGUGACACUAUCCUAUACAUCCAACAUGGCAGGAUCGGCGAUUUCCUACUUGCCGGACUACAAGAAAGCUUUACAUGCUGCUGGAUUGAUUUUCAACCUAUUCACUUAUCCAGCUACAGCACCUUACAACUCCGAUCAGGGCACUACGAACAUCAGCCAAGGAAUCGUUAAUGCCGAGAAUGUCAAGUUCCAUUACCACCAACGCCCUGAUCAUCUUGUUCUGAAAAAUGUAGAUUUACACCUUGAACCUGGAAAGACUCUGGCUCUGGUUGGUCCGAGUGGGUCAGGAAAAUCGACAUUCAUUUCACUGCUAGAAAUGUUUUAUCGGGUGAACACUGGACACAUUAAUAUUGAUCAUGAAAAUGUGGAGAACAUUAAUCUUCAUCAUUUGCGUUCGAAUUUGGCUUUGGUAUCCCAGGAACCAAUUUUGUUUAAUUGUUCGAUCCGAGAAAACUUGCUUUAUGGUUUGGAUGGACCAGAAAGUGAUCAAAAUCUUGAAACAGCACUCGAAACUGCAAACGCCUACAACUUUGUUUCACAAAUGCCAAAUGGACUAGACACAAUUGUUGGAGAACGAGGUGCCCAACUAUCUGGAGGGCAAAAACAACGAGUCGCAAUUGCUCGAGCGAUUCUACGAAAUCCUAAACUACUACUCUUGGAUGAAGCAACAAGUGCAUUGGAUAGUGAUAGUGAGAAACUGGUCCAAACCGCUUUGGAUACUGCCAGUGAGCGAUUAUCCACUAUAAUAGUUGCUCAUCGUUUGUCUACAAUUGUGAAUGCAGAUUCCAUUGCGGUUUUGAAAAUGGGGAAAGUUGUGGAACAAGGAUCUCACGAAGAACUUCUCAAAUUGAAAGGUGCUUAUUGGAAACUGGUUCGGAAACAAAUUUAUGGCUUUUGUCUGAAAAAAAAAAUCGCCUAUAAAAAUUCCCGUCAGAGAGAAAUUUUCCAGAAAUCGAAAAUGAUUUUCCAUCGUAUUCUACUUCCAAUUCUUCUCGGAGUUUCUCUGAUGAAAUCCGAUCCGAUUAAUAUAUCUCUAAAUGUUCGAUGCCAAUUCAAUGUGAACUGGUGUGCCAAUUUGACUGUCUAUGAGGAGGAUAAUACGUGGGUUUUUUGGUCCGGGAGGGCAACGUUAAUUGCUAACUUUCCAGCAAGAAUUAUUUCGAAAUAUUUCAGUUUCCCAACUCAUGAUUACUUGACACAAGAGUCGUUUUGCACUACGGAUCCCUUCAUAGAAUUCCGCUACCCUCCAAGAAAUCUCAAUGGAGAUCUCUCGCCGAGCUACGAAUUCAAUGUUCUAUUCUGGCACAAUUGCACUCAAGGCGAAGGAAGGAUCCCCUUUAUUUGGCGAUGUUAUUCGCCGGAAACCCUCGCAACUGUUCCAGUAAAGGGAGAGCAAACGGCUGCAAUGGAUGUGGAAAUUGGAAAUAAAGGGAGGUCGACAGAGUGCUGGCCACUUAUGGGUUGA
Messenger RNA from Caenorhabditis briggsae, 4578 nucleotides. RefSeq names its product Protein CBR-PGP-8 (gene Cbr-pgp-8). The record is from RefSeq and is a predicted model, not a curated record. Gene Ontology annotation, biological process: transmembrane transport. Gene Ontology annotation, molecular function: ATP hydrolysis activity; ATP binding; ABC-type transporter activity. The transcript has 18 exons. Gene Ontology annotation, cellular component: membrane. The coding region runs from base 1 to 4578 and encodes 1525 amino acids. NCBI's taxonomy places the organism in Eukaryota, Metazoa, Nematoda, Chromadorea, Rhabditida, Rhabditidae.